Molecule: messenger RNA, 865 nt
Organism: Linum tenue
Lineage: Eukaryota; Viridiplantae; Streptophyta; Magnoliopsida; Malpighiales; Linaceae
Source: the annotation of a GenBank genome assembly
AUGAGGGUUUGGGCUGAUUACUAUCAAAUAUCAAUAACUUACUGGUGGGCUUUUUUCUGACAUAAUCGAGUAAUCUGUAGGCCCAAGCUUCUUAUCAUCCGAAAUCAAAGUCGAACCAUCGUUGGAAGGAAGAAGAGCAAACUUGGAUCUUGUUCUUGCCACAGGAGGAGAACCAAACGUUAACGAACAGAUCAAGCAGCAGCAGCUUGGCCAAUUUCAGAAAUCGCGAUCGAAUUCACAGCCAAAUCGAGAUGGGUUUUCUGGUAACUACGCUGAUUUUUGUAGUGGUGGGUAUAAUCGCAUCGCUGUGCACCAGAAUCUGCUGUAACAGAGGCCCCUCCACCAAUUUGUAUGCUUCCUCCCUAACCUUGGCUCCACUUCUCAUCUCCCAAUUGCAUUUGACAUUGGUAAUAACAGCAACAGUUAGCUGCUGGAUGAUGUGGGCUAUUGUAUAUCUUGCACAGAUGAAACCGCUCAUCGUCCCAAUCCUAAGCGAAGGGGAGUAGAAACACUCAAACAGAUGAAGAAGCCAGCCAGCCGAGGAUGUUACUGGAUUAUUAUGUGCAGUCUGUGGCCUGAGCGAUAUCUGAGUUUAGGGUGGGAUUUGAAGGAUUGGUUGCUGUCUCCAUAUUUUGAGAUCUGUGUGUGUAAUUUUAUCACUAUGUAACUUGGAAUUGGUUCUGUCUUCUCAUUCAAAUUCUUAAAAAGGGAAAUGUAGCACGUAAAACAAAACGAUUCUAUCAGACAAAUAUGAGCCUAGAGAUGUAUUUUUGGGUUAAAUAAUUAUAACUUCCCAGAAAGAGUGCCACUUCCAUUUAUGCCUGAACCCUUAUAUUGCUACUACUAUUAUUAUGUUUCUUGCUAG